Messenger RNA from Ectocarpus sp. CCAP 1310/34, 2673 nucleotides. The record is from the annotation of a GenBank genome assembly. Lineage: Eukaryota; Phaeophyceae; Ectocarpales; Ectocarpaceae.
CCCCCGGCUCUGAACGGACGGGAAUGGGGUGGAGGUGCAAGCACAUUCCGGCGGGCGGUGUUCGCUGUUGCACGUGCUUUUGUCCUCUCUCUCUUCCGCCCCCGUUUUCCCCUUGUCCGCCCUCUGCCCCGACCCCGCGGUUGGCAUGCUGUUGUCUCUCUUUCUCUGUUCGCCCUUGUCGCGCGUGUUCCCUGUUCCCCCCCUGCCCGACCCUGGCUACGCUUAUGCUCCGCUUGUUCUGUUUUUCGCAGGUGGCAGGUGGGGGUCUCGAUCUCUCGGUGUGUGUGGGUUCCUGUGUAGCGCUUUAAUUUUUUUGGUCAGCCUUGGCGUUGAUUAUUUCCCGUCGUGGAGGGCGUUUGCUUCGAAGCCGUCACGACUGGGUUACCUUUGGCGCUGGACCAAGAUCAGAGCCCCCCACAUGCCCGAUCGUAGCCGCUUUUCUAGCCGAUACCGUGCGCAGUUGGGAAGCGGGGGAGUGUUAGAGGCAGGGAACAGGGCGCAUGGGCUACAUUGGUACGGAAUCGUUGACGGGGGGUUCGUGGAAGGGGAGAUUCGAGCAUGCUAGCUUUUUUUUAUUAUUGUUGUGCGCCGACGUUGGUGUGCUAAAGGCGAAGGAGUUUGUGUCUCGUCGAAGGCGAUGAAGUAUGGCAUGCAUGCGCGCCGCGUUGGCGAAGGCUGAUUCCGUGCGGUGAUGACGAUUGCACCUCUGUGCCCUGUUUGUGAAGUACCGAGGCGAUUGCGGGAAGUCAUGUGUUUGCUACCUCGAUAGCUCGGAUACGAACAGACGGAUAGGGUGCGUUCGGCUGCUAUGCGUGUUUCGCGUUUAACGCGGUCUCACCGCCACAGACACGCAACGCUUGGUCAACACGCUGAUGACACAACAAGCUUGAUACGAAUACUGUGCAGUCUAGUGAAACGUUAGGGUUGAUAACGGUUCGAGCUAUUUUGGCGGCGGGGUUGAUGGUCUCUUUGGGCUGUGUACGUAGGCUGCCAAACCCUUCCCUUUGGCGCCAGUGAGGCUAGCAUACGGUUAGGGUUGGGACCAAAGUCUGCCGUUUGGGGGUUCCCGGAUACAUAUAUCACAAGAGGGGAUCGCUAGCUUGCGCACCGCUUUUUUUUACCGAUGUUGUUUUCGACGUGGAGAUUGGGGUCGUUUUCGCGAAGUUGCUCGCAGCAUACGUUUCGUCUUGAGGGUCAACCGCAUAUUUUUAUUUGUUGGAAAAGGAGGCGAGUGACUUCCAGGGGGUGGGCUGUGUCAUGUGCCCUGUCCGUGCAACUUUGACAUGCAUGCGUAGCGAACGAAGGGAGUGGGGCAGGUGCGUACUCGAAGAGGGUGCAUGCUCUUUCGCUUUUAGGCCGGUUCAUCUCAGUUUUUCUUUUGAGCGGUCGAUCGUAGUUCCCGCGGCAGCAGGAUCAGCAGCAUUGGCUGUCCACGCCGAUGAUUUUUUGCAGACCGCGCCACUCCGUAGGCAGUUGUUGGUAUUACGUUAAGCGCUUGAGGGUAGUAGAUUCAACCUCCUCGUAUCGAAGCACGAAGAAAUCGAGCCCCGCCCACCGAAGAAUUCGAAUCGAACCCCGGGCGAGAUGAAAAGAGUGGGUUCGUUCUUCAUUUGAGUGGCGGUGGGUUCGUACUUUGGGCAGCCUUGCAAAGAGAAGAUCUUGUUGGAACGAACGGCAGACAUGUGCGUGGCGAUGUGCCGGGACUACUUGACUGUGAUGCCGUUGUGUCGCGCACGCCAGUUGAAAAGAAGAACGUGCAUGUUGGUGACAAUCCUGACAGAAGAGAAGAGUGGAUCAGUCGGAUUAUACGUCGUACGCGCGGGAAGGAUUUGGGUGGAGCAGUAAAGAAGGUUGUUCUAAAUCCGGCCGCUUUCCACGACAAAUUGUUAAGUGUUUUCAUCGUUGAUGGUGCUCUUGAGAUGAGAGUAUCAGCCCUACAUGCACGAUGCACACUUCAGCUUCGUUUUCGGGGGUCGACAAAGGGUAGGCGGGGUAAUUCUCUUGAUUAUUUAAACUUGGUUCUCUCAGUUGGCCGAAGAAUCAACGUCAGGGUGUUCCAAUAGGAGCACCAUACCCAUGGGGCACUUCACACGCGCCAAGGUUACUUCAGACCUACCAGACAGACGGCCGCAUCAUUUAUUGUGCCCUUGCUCUUGUGCUCAUCAUGGACCAAAGUCCUCGUGCGUGUUUGAAGCUCGUCCGAGUACGCGGGACUGUAUUUUUUCCCGUGAUCCAUCACCACCCUGUAGGGAUUCCCAGGGAGGAAGAGAAAAUUCACGUGGUUCACAUCUCUCCCGACACAUUCAUUCCAGGGAGAGCUUCAAAUACGCCGGCCGCAACAAUCAAACUUUACCGACGAGAUAACAUUUCACAUCCAAGAUGGACUGGGGACAGACACACAGAAACAUGUGCUUGCGCUUGCAUCAUGGCAUGUCUUCGGAUGGAUGCGUAACGUUCUGAAACCUCGUUCGGGGCUAUGACAUGGCACUUCGUAAUUCAGGGGCAGGAUCCGAGUGGUGCGUACGAGGGAGGCUGGCUGACAGUCAACAAACGGCUCCUUUCAUCCUGUGUUUGACCACAAGAAAAAAAAAAACGCAACUGCUGUUGGCUUGUGACCACUCAAGUCGUCCGCGUCAGUUGGACCAGCUCGGACAAAAGAAGGUACUGAGCGGA